Molecule: messenger RNA, 1659 nt
Organism: Delphinapterus leucas (beluga whale)
Lineage: Eukaryota; Metazoa; Chordata; Mammalia; Artiodactyla; Monodontidae
Gene: PNMA6A
Product: PNMA family member 6A
Source: RefSeq, a predicted model, not a curated record
CCAGCCACCCUGGUCUGCACCGGGAAAAGUUUCCUACCCCUAGCAUUAGCCCCGCACCGGAGGAAACUGCGGGCGGUGGCGGUGACGAUGCUGCAGGACCGGUGCAGGUGGAUGGGCGUCAGCGCUCACAGGGGCCUGCUCAUCCUGGGCAUCCCGGCACUGGAGGCCGCCCUGUGGCCGGUGGGCCACUUUACCGUGCUGCGCAAAGUGUUUCGACAGCAGGAUAAUGCCACUGCGGCCCUGGUCGAGCUUCGCUGGAAAGUCGAUUAUGCUUUGGUCCCCAGGGAAAUCCCAAGCACUAGAGGUCCCUGGAACAUGGUCUUUGUGCCCCGAUGCUCAGGAGAGGAGUUUCUAGGUCGCGUGUUCCCCUUCCUGUGGCAACAGGGGCAGACGGUGGAGAGUGUGGCCGGUGCCCUGGGGCUGAGGCUGGGGCUGCGCAGGGUGUGCUGGCUCCCAUCCAUCAGUCAGGCGGUCCAGCCUUGGGUGAAGACCCUGCGGUACCAGCGCCUGGGCGUGUUUUCCGGGAGGGACCAGCCAGACCCCGGGGAGGAGUCCUUUGAGGUCUGGCUAGACCAUACCUCUGACAUGCUGCAUGUGUGGCGUGGGGUUUUGGAAAGGGAGAGGAGGAGGAAGAGGCAGGUGCUCACUCGGGCCAGCCACAUUGAGCCCCUGGAUGAAGCACUGAGCAAAGCUGAGAAUGGUUGGGAGGUCUCCACGUUUCAUGGAGAUGCUGAGGAGCGUUUGAGAGUCUGAGGCGUGGGAGGCCAGUCUAGCCAGGAGCAAGAGAGCCCAGGCAGGGGAAGGGGCUGCUGCCCGGGCCAAUCCCAGGCUGAUGCCAGAGCCAGAGCUAAGGCAGAGGAUGACAGUGUGCAGGAGGAACGGGGGGAGGUGCACGUCGACGACAAGGACCCCACACCUGCGCGCCCAGGUCAGGCGGCACCCUCAGAGGCCCCGGGAGGCCCCACUGCUCCCUGGAUGGGCAGGGCUUCCCCGGCGGGCCCAGGAGGUCCGGGCUGGGAGCACGAGGAGGGGCUCAAGUCCAUCCCAGACAAGCCAGGAAAUGAGGACGGGGCUGCGGAGAGAAGCAACUCCGAGUCCUCAUGUGGCCAAUAGGCUCAGCAGGCCCCGGGGGGCCCCCGGGCCCGGAGGCAGGAGGAGGCCAGGCCAGGCAGCCUCCUGGUCCCACAUGGGGAGCAGGGUGGAGGGAAGGGCCAGCCCAGCCCAGCUCAGCCCAGACCAAGCCCCUGGGUCCCCCCCACCAUCCCCAAGGGGCCCUGGCCACCACCAUCAGUCCUUCCAAGUGACCAAGAUGACCAUGUUUGACACCAAACCAGGCAGGGAGAGAUGCCCCCCUGCUUUGCCAUGGCAGCACCACAUCCAGCCCGAGCUCCAAAGCCUGCCAGCUCAGGUGGCUGACCUAGGAGCAGCCCUAAGUGACCAGCUCUCACCUAGGUGAGGGGCAAUUACAGAUGGCUGCCACCCACACUGGCCUGGGAGACGUUACGGGGCACCUCAAGGUGCCUGGGCCUCCCUCCUGAGAGGGGACCCCUAUUCAUCAUCCCCUGGGGCAGGUUGCUCCCUGUACUGGCAAGCCCAAAUGUGUCCCUCUAGGCCCCAGAGGGACCCAGGUGUCAAGGAACCCCCCAGCCCCCGCUCCCC